Molecule: messenger RNA, 12602 nt
Organism: Ahaetulla prasina
Lineage: Eukaryota; Metazoa; Chordata; Lepidosauria; Squamata; Colubridae
Gene: DQX1
Product: DEAQ-box RNA dependent ATPase 1
Exons: 12
Coding region: 275-2521 (748 amino acids)
Cellular component (GO): intracellular anatomical structure; spliceosomal complex
Molecular function (GO): RNA binding
Source: RefSeq, a predicted model, not a curated record
GCCAGGUGUGCGUGAUGCGAGAAGGGGCGCGGCGUGGCGUGACGCCCUAGGCCCCGCCCGCCCCCGCAGCUUUCCAGAGGCGCGAGGAGACGCUGCGCGAGAGUCUCCCGCCCGAGCCCGCGAACGCUGCAGGUGGAGGCGGCCCAGCCCGGGCGGGCGAGUAGGAAGCGGCCGCUGACGGGCUGGGGAAGGGGCCGGGCCGGGCCGCCCUCCAGCAGCAGCAGUCCGCCACCACCGCUCGGGAUCCCCGGAGCCAGGCCUCGGGCGCGCUACCAUGGCGGCAGCGGCCGAGCCGAGCGCGGCGCCUCUGUUGCGGGACGAGGCGGAGGAAGCGGCGGGCGGCGGCGACCUGGAGGUGAACCCUUUCGACGGGCUGCCCUUCUCCUCCCGCUACUAUGAGCUGCUGAGCCGCCGCCGCCGCCUCCCCAUCUGGGCCUCCCGCUUCGCCUUCCUGGAGCAGCUGGAGAGCAGCGCCGGCCUCGUCCUGGUCUCGGGCGAGCCGGGCACCGGCAAGAGCACGCAGGUGCCCCAGUGGUGCGCAGAACAAGCCCUCUCGGUACAGUUUGCCCAUGGCCGAGUGGUCUGCACCCAGCCUCAUAGUUUGGCAGCCCUCAGCCUGGCAUUGCGUGUGGCUGAUGAGAUGGACCUCAAUGUGGGCCACGAGGUGGGCUAUUGUGUACCCCACGAGGACUGCUGCGUCUCGGAGACCCUGCUCAGGCAGUUGUCAUCUAGCAAAAGGCCACAGACCAUCAAGUUCCCUAAGAGAUCACUGUUUUGCUUGGACGAAGUCCUGUUGCAAGAGAUGACCUCGGACCCCCUUCUGCGGCAGUACGGGGUGGUGGUGCUGGACGAGGCUCAGGAGCGCACUGUGGCCACGGAGCUGCUGUUGGGGCUGCUAAAAGACGUGCAGCACCAACGCCCAGAGCUGCGCUUGGUGGUGGUGACCGAGCCUCUCCUGGAGGAGCAGCUGUGCCAUUUCUGCCAGGAUGCCCCUGUGGUGCGGGUCCCAGGGCUUGGCCCAGCCCCACACUUGACCUACAGAGACCCCCUCCCAGGGGGCCACGUACCUGCUGCCUGCCAAGCUGUGCUGGAGCUUCAUCGACAAAAGGAGGCUGGCGACGUGAUGAUCUUCAUGGCCAGUGAGCAGGAGAUCAAGGAGUGUUGCGAGACCCUUCGAGCAGAGGCUCCAUUCUUGGAGGGCAGCUUGGGACCCCUGCUGGUGCUGCCUCUGCAUGCAGCUGUGGGGAGGGACAGCCAGAAGUUGUAUGAGGACAGCCUGGGUGACCAGGGACGCCGAGUCAUUGUCACCCACUGGCUGGCAGACGCAGCCUUCUCUGUGAGCAGCGUCAGGCACAUCAUCGAUACGGGGACGGAGCUGCGCAAUGUCUACAACCCCCGGAUCCGGGCUGCCUCACAGGAAUUGCGCCCCAUCAGCCAGAGGCAGGCAGAAGCCCGACGGCUCAGGGCUGCUGGCACUCCACCAGGGAGCUGCUUGCGCCUCUAUUCAGAGGCUUGCUACGAGCAGAGGCUGCCGGCUGUCUCCCCCACUCACCUCAUGGAGGCUGACCUUCGCCGUCCCAUCCUACUGCUCAAGAGGCUGGACAUUGCGGACGUGGGCCAAUGUGACUUCCUUGACAGGCCAGCCCCUGAGUCUUUGAUGCAGGCCUUGGAGGACUUGGACUAUCUGGCUGCUCUGGAUGAUGACGGGAACCUCUCUGAGGUGGGCAUCAUUAUGUCGGAGUUCCCUUUGGAUCCCCAACUGGCCAAGGCCCUCCUGGCCUCCUGUGAGUUUGACUGCGUGGAGGAGAUGCUGACUCUGGCCGCCAUGCUGACUGCCUGGCCUUGUUUCCAGACUCCGGUGGCACGCUGGGAGGACGCAGUGGUGGCGCGGCAGCAGGCUCUGCUCCAUCCAGCCGGGGAUCACUUCACGCUCAUCAACGUCUUCAAUGCAUUCCACCAGCAGAGUGACCCAGAAAGCUGGUGCCGGAAACAUGCGGUUAGUGAGGCAGCCCUGCAGCUGGCCGGAGCAGUGCGGACAGAGCUCUUGGAUGUGAUGCAGCGGAUUGAGCUGCCGGUUUCCCCGCCAGCCUUUGGCAGCGACAGCAAUAUCCUGCAACUGAAGCGAGCCCUCCUCACCGGCUUCUUCCUCAAGGUCGCCCGGGACAUCGACGGCUCAGGCAACUACCUGCUGCUGACCCACAAGCACUUGGCCCAGCUGCCCACCAGCUGCUGCUACCGACUGCGCCGCCCACCCCCACGGCCUCCCUCCUGGGUGCUCUACCACGAAUUCACUGUCUCCCAGGACAACUGCCUGAGGAUCGUCUCUGAGAUCCCGCCUGAAUUUGUGGCUGAACUGGCUCCCCAAUACUUCCUGAGCAAUUUGCCGCCCAGUGAGAGCCGGGACUUGCUGAUGGAGCUGCGGGGGAAGUUGGCAGAGGACACCCCCCUCCCGGGUCAAGGGGAGAGCCCCCAGACCCCCAAAGCGGAUGAGGAUGCAGGAGAUGCCUGUGUGCUGCAGUGACCCUGGUGGAAGAAGGGAAGAUGGCCAAGUUCGUGGCCACUGCAGGAGCCCAGAGGCUUUGGGCUGCCCAGGUUUCCCCCAGGGCACGAAUGAGGCCAUCUGAGUGCCUGCCAGGCUCCUGGGCAGAAGAGAGGGCAGGGCUGGGGAGCCCCAAACAGACUGCUUUCAGGACUGCAUCUUAGCUGGGGAGGGAAGGGGGGGUCUGCUUCCACAUGGGCAGAGGCAGUCAACUGUGGAUCUGCUGCCUGGCCAUGUGAGUAGGUCUCUUCUGGGGUCUGAUGGCCUUUUGGGGGGGCAGCCCACUCCUCAGAGAAAGGCAUAAGGUAGAUGGGGUGUCUUUGUUCACCUUGGCAUCUGCUCUUCAGUUGGGUGCUUUGGCAAGCAGUGGGGUACCCUUUUUUAUUUAUUUACAUUUAUAUCCCGCCCUUCUCCGAAGACUCAGGGCGGCUUACAGUGUGUAAGGCAAUAGUCUCAUUCUAUUUGUAUAUUUACAAAGUCAACUUAUUGCCCCCCCAACAAUCUGGGUCCUCAUUUUACUUAUCUUAUAAAGGAUGGAAGGCUGAGUCAACCUUGGGCCUGGUGGGACUCGAGCCUGCAGUAAUUUCAGGCAACUGUGUUUUAAUAACAGGCUAUCUUACAGCCUGAGCCACCACAGCCCAGUUGACUGCUUGUGGAGGGGUUGUGGUAGGUCCUGGAGACCCCCUAGACUUCUAUGUCUGCUCAGUAGGAGAAGAACCUGCCAGCUCUGUCCCCGCAAAUUCUCCAAAGGGUUGCUUUCCCUUUUUCUCAGAAGCUGUUUGUGGAGAGGGGGUUUAUACUCCCCCCUCCCUUUGUUUCAGCUACAGUGGGGGUCCCUGCUGAGUAUCCAGAAUGUUUUGUGAAUGGGGGGAGAGCCUGGGGUACUGGGACUCUUGCUUUUUCUGUAUGUGCCUCAAAAGCGUUCCAUGUGCCCCCCACCCUCACUUGGGAACAGUGGGUAUAUGGAGAUUGUUGGUCGAAGGCCAGCAGGUUCCGUGGGGCCUGGCCUCCAUUCCCCUGCUGCUCUAGACAAUCCUCCUCCUAGGAAUUAAAUUCUUUUACACAUCCAAUGUGGGUCUGGUCUGGAUUUGGGACUGGAAGGGCACUGGUGGCCAUCAAAGUGCCAGCUAGAAAGACAAAAUUUGGGUGGGGAGGGUAGGAAGGAGGCAUAAGGUUGCCUGCUGGCUGGGAAUAGGUCUGUGGGCCAGGAACUGCCUGGGACCCUGUGUGGGAAUAACAUCCAUGGGUCCACUUGAAGGGCUGGAGAGUUUCCCGCAUGGUUUUCUGGGGUUGGGGAAGGGUCUGGAUGCGAACCAAAUGCCCAGGAUGUGUAAGGACUCCGUUCUGCCACACAGUCUGUCUGUAGCGAUCUUGCACUUGGCGUUCCCCUGCUGGAUCAGGUGAAGGGGAGGGACAGGAAGCAGCGGUGGCUGCCCUUAUGCAGCCCCUUCCCCCCCCCGGGUGUCUUGGGUGGGCAGGCCUGGGGCAGACUGCACUUGUGACAGAGGUAGCCUUGCUGGGAGGCCAUAUCAGAGCCCACUGGAGUCUGGACCUGGACAGUCAGGAGCCUUCAUUGAGUAGGCAAAGACCCCCUUGGCCAGUCAGCAUCAUUACCUGGGCCAGCACAAGUGAAUGGGGCCACCUGGUUGGUGGAGGCUGCCCUGUUCUGACCCAGGCCUUGGGCAGAACCAAGGCUUUCAAAGCGACUCUCACAACACCCUUGAGAAGCCAGAGCACAUCCGUCUCCUGGCAGGCCCCAGGUGGUGCCAGCUGCCUUCAGGCAGUGCCAAGGGGAGGAGAGGCCCUCGGGCAUGAGGGGCCAGGAUCUCUGCCUUCCUUCAAUGGGGAUGCCUGGCGCUACUGGGCUUAGCACUUCCUUGGCCAAAUGCUGCCCUCAGUCCUGGGCACUGGAGGAGCUCCUGGCAGAGGAAACCCCAAGGCAGCCUCACAGAGCCCUUAUCUCCAGAGCUCUUAUCUCCAGGCCUACUUUCCAUGAGGCCGAACUUCCUUGAGGGGGUGGGCGAGAAACCACAGAUAGGAGUCAAUGUUCGUAAGCAUUUCAAGGAAGGCGGGGGGGGGAUUAAAAAAAAGAUCCCGUAAAAGGUCAUAUGGGAAACCCCUUGUUCUUCACCAAACCCACCAAACCCCUCGUUUGGCUGAGGAGACACUCCCUACCCCUCCCAUGGCAUUUGUCCAGCGGGACCACCUCCCUUGGUCCCUGUUGGUAACCCAGAGGAGGGCGGCUGCAGAGGGCGGUAUAGAAAAGAUAAGACAGUAUGAGCUACUUCUUUUAAGUUAGGGGUCUGGCUGCAGUAUAAGAGUUAGAGGGUCAGGUGAAUGGAAUUCCCCCCCACCAAAGGAACAUUUCCUCUGUGCUCGCUCUUCUGCGACAGCCAUAUGUCUGUCUGCCCAAUGACUGACAGAAACGCCUCCCUUGUGUGCCCACUUCCUGGGCCCUGCAAGCUGCCUCUCUGCUGGGCUAGCUGGACAUGUAGACCAAGAAAGCAGGAUGUGGUGAAGCUCCAGGAUCGCCCCUUCCCUAGCUUUGCUCCUGGGGGAGGCUUUGCGGUACUCCUUCCAUGGCUUCCAAAGCCUUUGUGUGGAGCCUCGGGGGGGGGGGGGCUGGCACCCUCCCUGGACCCCUGAAUAGAGCUGAACCAGCAGACGAGGGAAGCAGUAGGCAGGGGAUGGGCCUGGUGGCUGCAAGAAGGCAUUCAAGUCUACUCCACCCCAGCCCCCUUGAGAGGGAGUGAGGCCGGAAUUUUUAAGAUGACACCAGGCCCUCAAAGCUUUGUAAAUCCACUUUGGUGGGCGGGCUGUGGGGAUUCGAAUGAAAAGGGCAGUGGCAGGGUGGAGUUCCCUAUCCCUACCAUAGUUUCCCCUCCUGGCAGAAGAAGCCAAGAGCGGGGGGAGUACAUGGGCUGUCCCAAGCAGGAGAGUCUGGCCCUGCAGACCAUAACGGUUCCACUACCUGAGCUUAGGAGUGGCUGGGGAAGGAUUCCAAAAUGCAAGGGCCUGCAAACUCCCAAAGAAUGCUGAACUGGAUCCACCCACAGCCUUGUCUGGCAGUGGCCAGUCAGCUACCCCCAAACAGGACUGGUGAGCCACAGUGCCCACCAUUCAGGUUGACUUAGUCACCUCACCUCACCACCUUGGUCCAGCUGGCAGACUGGUGCUUCCUGCUUCAUCUUCUGGCAGCUAAAUUCCACAGGUGACCUCUGUGUAGGUGAAAUUGUCCCUCCUUUUGGCUACUGGGUUAUCCUCAGUAGCAUGGAGGCUUAAUUGCCCUUGCUGACUCUUAUCUCCUUUUUUUCAAGUUUUCUUUCAAGUCACAUUUCUUCCUACGGAGGAGCUUUCAUUCUUUGAUGGCUUCUCUGACACAAAUGUCAGCCAGGUUCCUCAGGCUCUUCCAGACACCUUUUUUUUCAUAUCUUGGCAGAAAUCUAGCUCAGAAUUCAAAACUCGGCUUAGCAAGUUGCAGCAUUCUGUAUUUUAGAAGGCAGAAUGUCCUUCAAUGUAGAACCCACCACAGGUGGCUCCAGCUCCCUCAUGUAUAUGCUUACUAGCACUUCAUAGUUGCUUCGAGGCUGUGUUGUGUCUUCCAGUCUCUUUGUCAGCCAGACUUCUGGAAUCUGGAAGGCAGCAAACUUCUCUUGAAAAGCUAUCCAGCCAACCAUCAACUGCUCUGGCCCUCUGAGACCAGUUUCUCCUGAGGCUUGUAGCUGCUUUUCCUCCAGGCUUCCUGAAGGCCCGGGGAACCUGAACUCUUCUCCACAGCCCCCUCUGACUGGCUUUGUCUUUGUCUCCCUGUAAGCACCCCGUCUCCAAACUUCCCCACCUCCCAUGAUAGAAGGAGUGGUGGUGGUCAGUCCUGCCUCCCUCGCCUUGCUUUCCCUGCCCAGAGGGCAGUUGUCAGACACUUGCAAACUCUGUCUUCAGAGAGGGAAGCAAAUUGGCUCUGAGGGCAAUUCCCUCUCUCCAGACUGAUGGACCCACCACAAAGGGCGUCCCCUUGGCCUCUUCCCCCUGACCUUCCUGCCAGACGCCUGUGUGUUUGCUCAGUCAAUCCUUUGAGAGCCCCAUCUUUUGAUAAAUCAUGUCUUCCUUCUUUGCCUUUAGAACGUGUAAGGCCACCCGGCUCUACAGCAUACCGGGCGGCAUACAAUACAAUAAAGUCAUUAAACAGCAAACAAACCUCACUUCUUUCAGGUAGCUAUUGCAAAGCUGUCUCCCAUGCAGGCCCCAAGCCAGGUUUCUAGGGCUCCUUGACCCACAGCCAUCUUGAGAAGAGGGGAAGUCACGCUUGCCACUCAAACCACAUCUCCACGGAGCCUUGGCAAGGCAGUUUCCUCUCACGGUGGCACAGUUGGGCCGUGUCCUCUCAUUUUCUCACGGCUGUCUCAUGCUUUGCAGAAGUCAGGGAAUAGCAUAGCCAGAACACCCAGAGGCUGUUUUCCAAUUCUUGCACAGUCUGUGCCCCUGAGUCAGGCAACAUCUCUUCUAUUGCCCUGUCUUUCAGCUGCUUUAUACCCUAAAGAUGGUUGUGAUUAUCUUGGCUUAUGUUUGCUGAUUCUGGGGGUCUGGAAUCCCCAGGCUCAGUCAUAUACAGCGGCACCUAAUUCUAUGGUGUUUUGUAAAUGAACAACUUCCUGCUGGAAUUCCUCCUUACCUAGCACAGCUGGUGUCUCAUCGCUUCCAGGGGUGGUACUAAGGACAGUCUGUCUUAGCCUUACCAUGGAAACUCUGACUUGUUCUGGUAAGAAUAUUUUUUCUAUUACACCCCCACAAACCAGAGUGAGUAAGAAUCCUUCCAAAAAAUAUCCUUCCUCUUUUUCACCAGCCUCCAACCUGUGGUAUCCCAGGGGUUAGGCAGGACCAGUCUUGGCAACUCCAUUGUGGGAUAGCUGAUUGGUCUUUUAGGUUGGUGGGCAAAUCCUGUGACUUCUCCUCUGUGGCCAGGAUGUAGGUGCAGGGACAGCACCCACCCACCCCUCUGGGCUGUUAAAGAUGUAACUUGAGACCAUCCUUGUUUACAGCUAAUGUGUUCAUCCACCUUUAGGCUUACUGUCCUGCAUAAUGUGUUUUGCAGUCCAAGGAAAAAUAGGCGUCAACCAAUUUCCUUGUGAUUCUGCUUUAUCUGAGGCAGGCCUGGGUCAUCCAUGUUUAUAGCCUGCUCAAGUGAGCCAAAGUUACCUAACAAAGAUUGAGGUUUGAAAAGGUGGCACAUCUCUUAGCUGGUCCAGUGUUUAGGUGGCCCCUUGUAAGCCUUCCUCCUACGUGUAUCUUUCUGACUCUGCCAGACAUUCAUGGCAUCCUGGCAUGACUUUGGCCUGCAGGGUGACACAGCGUCUCCCAGCCUUUGCACAAGGAAUGGGAUAAGGCAACUACAGUACUUGCCCCAUGGACAUUUUGCCAUCUCUCCCUUCAGAACAGAGUGGGCCUGGGCAGGGAGGGGGUGGCUCAGAAGUAGUUGCUGCAUCUUGCUGCAGUUGUAACUGGGAACUUCUCCCCUCCCCCCCCCAUUUAUCCUUUCCAACUCUCACCUCUUCUUUGCAACAACCUGACCCGGUAGUUAUCUGUUGGUCCAGGUUAGGGUUAGGAUUAGGGUUAGAAGGAAAUGAGCAUAGACAGCCCCAAGAAGGAAAUGAGCAUAGACAGGUUAAUAAUUUGUUUCUAUUUCAUGGGCAUUUGAAAUCAAACAACUGUGAAGCCACCUGAAAGCUCAAUGAAAGGAAUGAAAGGUAAGAGCAAAAUGCCCAUUUUAAUGCCUUCUUAUUGUGCUGGCUGGAGGCCAGUGUCUGGGGCAGCUGAGGGGCUGAUCCACGACUCUGAGCUGCUGAACUUUUCCCUUUGGAUCUGGGGCUGAAGCUCCUAAGUAAGACCAUACAUGGGCACCAGCCAUCGGAAGGGAGAGAUCUGCCAUGGUUAGGCCAAUCGGGAUCUGUGUAUAGCAUCUUAUUAACCCCUCCUGUGAGCUAAGUGGAAGAAUUCAGCUUGGAGGGUUUUUCUUGCUCAAAGGGAGACCCCCCUGCCCACCCUGCGGGCAGAUUCUCUCCACUUUCUCAGUGGAGAAAGUGGUGCCUGGUGCCCAAAGGUAUGAACGUGGACAGCUGCCUCCCUCUUUAGUUGUGGACCCCAGAUUCAUAGUGGAGCCACAGGAAAUGUUGCGAAAGGUCAGGGAGUCUUGGUAGACCAUGCACAAGCCAACCAUGUUAUACAGCUGCAAGAAAAGUCAACCCAGCUGCAUCAAGGGAAGUCGACUGCCAAGCUUAUUGGACAUCAUAGUUCCUUUUCUAUUCUGCACUGGUCAGACCACGCCUAGAAUAUUUUGUCCUGAUUCUGGGCAUUGCAUUUAGGAAGAACACAGAUGUGGAGGAUCCAAAGAAGAUCAGAGCUGGGAAAAAGCAACUCACGAGCUGCUGGAGGCAGUGUGUAUGCCCAACCUGGAGAAGAGCCAUCUGCUUGGGCACAUAAUAGUCAGCCGCAAACAUCAGAAGGGAGUGUGUAUGCCCAACCUGGAGAAGAGCCAUCUGCUUGGGCACAUAAUAGUCAGCCGCAAACAUCAGAAGGGGGACAGGUAGAAGGCACGGCAGAGUCAUUCCAGAAUGGGGCUAAAUUGCAAGACAAGAAAGAACGGGGCUAAGUUGCAAGAAGGCUGGUCAGAUAUCAGCAAAAUUAAGGGUCAGGUUCUUCAAGACCGGAAGAGGCUGCCCUAAGAGUCAGUGAACGCUUCCUGGUUGGAGGUACUCAAAACAUGGGAGGGGAGGGGGGGCGUCUGUCCCUGGGGGAUGCUGUGCAGUGAAGCCAAGAAUUUCUCUGCAGGGCAGGAGGCCCGGCUGGAUGAUCCAGGAUCCUUUCCAGCCCUUCUAUUCUGAGGUCCUGGAGAAGCUCAUCAAAUAACCCAGUGUUGUAACUUUGACUGUAACUUUGUUGCUUGUAUUCUUAUGAUUUAUACUGAUAAUGUUUCCUCAUUGCUUAUUUGUACCCUAUGACUAUUAUUAAGUGUUGUACCUUAGAAUUCUUGAUGAAUGUCUCUUUUCUUUUACUUACACUGAGAGCAUAUGCACCAAGACAAAUUCCUUGUGUGUCCACUCACACUUGGCCAAUAAAAUUCUAUUGUUCUAUUUUUGUAGUCUGCUGGCAACAGAGCUGGCAGCAGAGUCAGACAGUGAGAAGGCUGGGGAGGAACAUGGGCCAGGCCUGGAGUCUGGGGAAGGCUCGGAUGAGGGCUCUGCGUCAGAGGCAGAGAAAGGGCCAUCUGGGAGGUAUGUGCUGCCUCCAGAGUCAGACCUCAGCAAGGCAGAGGAACAGUGGGAGUCUGUUCCCAGCGAGUGCAUGCACAGAGCUGCCAGAAGGCAAGAACAGUUAAAACCAAAGGGACGAUUCAGGAGUAGGGCUUGGAGAUGAUUGGUCCCUCCCAUAAGACUUAAAAGAGGAGCAAAGGCAGGUGGCCCUUUGCAGGAAGCAACGUUGUUAAUUCUGUGCAGUUUAAAGUCUGAAGCUCUGUUUGAUUCUAGACUCUGUGUGGCUUUGCCAAUUAGGUCUUUGGCAGCAUGUCAAGGGAGAUAAAGGUGAGUGAUUAUCAGCCUUAUUCCAAAGGACUCUACUGUUCUGUUCAUUCUGUGAACAAUUCUGUUCAUUCACAGAUGAGUUCCAAAUAGUUGUAAUUUGGCUCCUGUCGUGUAGAGCCCCCUCUGGCAUCACCCCAAGCCCAAUUGUCAGUGGGGCCAGGAAGAAGCUGCCUUGUCCAUAGCAGCUCCCUCUCUGCAAGGGAGAGUCCCGGGGUGGGGGAUGCCCUGACAGCUUCUCCCUCCCUUGCCCGCCCCCUCCUCCUGUGUCAGAGGUUUCCUCCCCUCCCCCAUCAGAAAUGGUAUAUUAGGUCAGCCCUCCUCCUGCCUUCCUCUCAGAGGACCAAAGGACCCACAGAGAGGUAAGUGCUCUGGGGAAGGAGGAGCAGCCAAUUCCCUGUCAGAAAGGGAAGCAGGGGUUCUGGGGGUAGCCACAGACCCCUCUGCUGGGGGCCUUGGCUGCUGGCAGAGUGUCUUCAGAGGUUUCAGCCUUUUCCCCCGCUGCCUUCAAGUCAGUAUUGACUCCUGGACUCUGCCUGCAAUUUUUUUGGCAAGAUUUUCAGCCAGGGUUUGUCUAGCCUCCCCUUGCCUAAGGCUGAGAGGGAGGGAGGGGCCCAGCUAGCUUGGGGCCUCUGCCCCUAGCACAACCACCCCAGCCCAGUUCCGCGCUUGGGGGGUGAUGCUCAAAGGAGGGGCUAGGUUAGAGCCAUGGGGGCUUCCCAACCAUGAUCUCACAGCAGAACCUCUCACUUUCCUCCUCCCCAGCCAGGCCAGUCUCCCACUGGACUCCCUUUGCCUCGCCUCGCACAGAUGCUGCUGGGAAAGUGGGCAGUUUUGGUGGCUGUGGUGAUGGAGGCCACAGCUGCUUUUCCCUCCUCAUGUAAGUGCUUGGUUUGCCAGUUUUUUCCCAGAGGGGGCCAGGAGCCAGAUAUCUCGGUCAUUUGCAGGUGACUGUACCCAAAGCACACUCCCUAGAGUUCUCCCAAAUUUCAGGGAUCUCCCCCCUCCCCCGCCCCAACCUGAAUGAAAAAGCCAGCAUUAGCUACCUCAGAAGUGGCGGGAAAUUUCUGGCAGAGAAAAAAGUCAUCCAUGUAUAGACAAGGGCAGAAGAGCAGAGCCAGCUGGCCUCCAAGUUUCUUCCUUUGUUUCCUUGAAGGAAAAUUUGCCAUUUCUGCCAGAACAUAACAAGUGUUGCGGUUCUGGUAGUGAAGAUGAGCAAUUAAGAAAUCAGAGCCAUAGGUACAGGAAGGUUUAUUUAUUUAUUUAUUUCUUUAUUAUUUAAAUUUCUAUACUGCCCUUCUCCUGAAGGACUCAGGGCGGUUUACAGCCAAAAGAAAAGUCACUAUAAAAGUUAAAACCAAUUUAAAAGCAAAAAUUCAAAGUUGGCUGGACCAAUUAAAACCAAUAAAAACCCCAUUUAAAACCAUUUAGGCCAGUCCUGCGCGAUGAAACAAAUGUUUUCAGCUCGCGUCGAAAGGUCCAGAGAUCAGGGAGUUGGCGAAUACCUGGUGGUAGCUCAUUCCAGAGGGUUGGUGCCCCCACAGAGAAGGCCCUCCCCCUGGGGGUCGCCAGCUGACAUUGUCUGGCCGACGGCACCCUAAGGAGACUCUCCCUAUGGGAGCGCACUGGUCGAUGGGAGGCCGCCGGUUGCAGCAGGCAGUCCCGUAAGUAACCCAGUCCUCUGCCAUGGAGCGCUUUAAAGGUGGUAACCAACACCUUGAAUUGCACCCGAAAGACCACCGGAAGCCAGUGCAGCCUGCGCAGGUUGGGGGUUAGAUAUGCCCAGGAAUGGGGCAGAAGUCGGGAAGUGGGCAGAUGGCAGAGCUAGCCCUCCCCACUUCUUCCACACAACUACCACAAGAAGACAGCAGGCAAGGAAGUCUCCGCUUCCCCCACCCAGGGAAGAAGCACAGGAUCUGGGGGAUGGAGCUUUUCUGGAAGGACAGGAGAGCAGCCAAUGCCACGCCCCCCUGCAUGGAGUGAAGACAGCACACUGUUAAUGCCACCUGCACAAGAGGUGCCGAGAUGUACUCUGGGGCUUCUGGUGGCAGCAUCCCAUCCUCUGCUGCUCUGGAAAACAGUAGGCUUUCCUCAAAAAGCCUGUGCACCCCAAAAUUUGGGGCUGGGGGUGGAGCCCCCCAGAAAAAAUAUCUGUCCACAAUAGUUGCCCUGAAUGCUCAUCUUCAGGGCUAAAAGCAUGCCAGCCUGGCAGGAUCCUUUCCAGUCCCUCUGAGUCUCCAGUCUGGCAUUUUGCCUUUAGUGCUGAUUAAGAACGAAGAUGCCAACAUAACCCGGAAUUGCUUCGGUUCCCCUGGAGAACAAGUGGAGUGGAAACAGAAUGGCCAGACGCUGGAGGACUCAGGUGGAGAGCUUGUUAUUAACAACCUGGACAUCCCUUAUGCCGGAAACUAUUCCUGCUGGGCUGGACCCCGGCUGCUCCAAAGCUUCUAUGUGGUCAUGUGGUUGAAUCAUAGCUACUUCUUCAAGGCAGAAGG